AGUUACUUUCUGUUCUCUAUUUAUUCAAUACCACAAAUGUUCGAAGAUAUUCCCUCGCAACCUUCCCGUGGCCGUUCCACUGGGGACGUGUAUCCAACAGUUGAAGGCUUGGAGAGCGAGUUGAGUCAUAAACACGAUACUGUUAAAGAUGCUAUCCUGCAUGAACGUGUACCUCGUCUGCCUCUCAACCACCAGCCUAUCAUUGGUCUGUCGCACCAGGCCACAGAGGUUGGUAAAGUGAUUGAUGUGGUCACACAUCGUGAUGAUACCUCGUCUGAGCUACAGUAUGCACACGAUCAUCCUGCAGCUCCGUCGAAGGGGGGGCUUCAGCCAACUGGAGGGGAGCCUCGUAGAACUCCAGUGGUCCUGCCGAGCCGUGCUGAGGUGGCGGCGGCCUCUUCCGAGGAGUCCUACGACCAUUCUGCUGGUGCUGUUGUAAAGACGGUCACAUCUUAUCCGCCGAAUGGCAAGCCUGGCUACGCGAACAAGGGGGAAUUUGACCGCUUAGUGUGGGAGAAGAGCAAGGCCGAUGCAUGCCUGGGAAACCGUGAAAAUUGCACGGCACAUGAUCUCUCCCUGAUGCACAACGAGUUUAAUUUGGACAAUGCCAACAGGGUAAAGGAGUCUGGUCUGCCCUCCUGCACACUGGAGAGGGAGCAACACACGGCCCUCAUACGUGAUGAAGAUGCUCUCAAUCAUCAUCACAGAGAGCCGAUUGCCCACUUCUUCAGUAAUCCACUCGUCACCUAUGAGAACCAUGUACUCGCACAGCAGAUCUAUGCUGACAAACAGGAGACCUUCUAGGCUGUGCACGCCCCUGCUCCGACCACUCAGUGAUGGGCUACACCACUAGCAUGAUGAUCUUUUGAGAAACUAUUCAAUAACGGAUAUUCACCCUUUUCCUUUCCGUUUUUUCUCUAUCAUAAUAAUUCUGUAUGUUUUAAGUUUCUUCGAUGUCCAUGAAGGCGACCAUUUCUAUCACAAGCUGAUGUCGUCCAAAUACCACGCAACUGGAGUACUACUUCAGUGCUUCGCCAACUAUCUCAUG
This is a messenger RNA of Perkinsus marinus ATCC 50983, 1048 nucleotides long. RefSeq lists its product as hypothetical. The transcript has 3 exons. The record is from RefSeq and is a predicted model, not a curated record. Lineage: Eukaryota; Perkinsozoa; Perkinsida; Perkinsidae. The coding region runs from base 37 to 804 and encodes 255 amino acids.